AUGAAGGAGGCUAAAUUAAGUCAAGAGUCCUCUGUACGGUUUAACCCUAAAACAAAGCAGUUGUGAGUUCAAUCAUGUUUACAUAGGUGAUUCUUUUUAAUGUGCUCAAAAUUACUUUCUUUGCCUUUUAGGAAAAUGAUGGAAGCAACUACCUCACCUAUCUUGGCUGGCAAGUGAGUGAACUUGUUUACAUUAUUUUGUUGUAAAAACUGAAAAUCAUGUCUUACUUUGCCUAGGGAUACAAUCCAAUUCUAAGUUCUUAAAAUAACCCAAUAAUUUUCCUCAAGCAGGAGGAUUAUUUUUGUGUGGAUAGUAAUCAUUCUUAAUAAAGAAGCUGACACAGGUUUCUCAUAUACUACAAGUAAUUAUUAGCCUUGAAUUUAAUUUGAAAAUUAUAGAAUUCUGUCUUAUAGACAGUGUAAAUUUUGGGAUGCAUGAAUUGAGUUUGACAGACAAAGAAAUCAAUUAAGCUUAUUUCGCAAAGAGAGAACUGGGGCAUUUGUGGUGCUAGACUUGAAUAAAUGAAUUAGAACAGUAGAUUUCACUGUAUUUCAGCAUAUAUUUAUUACUUUUAAAGAAGUUACCAGCUUGAUCACCCUCUAUAUUGAAUUUUUGUUCUUUGCCGUGUGAGUUUAUCAGUUAGUUUUAUAGCAUCCACAUCCUUUUUCACUCAAAUGCUUCCAAUGAUAGCUUUGUGAAUAGGUAUACAGAUGAGUAAUUAAUUAUGAGUUAUUUUUAGUGGAAUAAGUCUGGGAUAAGUUAGCUUAAUGUUUGGUGGCUUAGACUUGAGUUUGCACAAAGGCAAGCUGUAUUCACCACAAGUUACAUUAUAUCUCUGCUUCAAAGGCUUAAAACAGCCAUGGUUGUUGCUUUUUUCCAGAUGAGAUGCUGUUUUAUUACUUUUUAACCCAAAUUGUCGGGUUUAUGCUUGCAAAAGACCAGUUUUUCCUUAUAUUCCUGAUUGGAGAGCAGAUGAAAGUAAAAAAUCUCACUCUAGAACAUGUCAUAUUGAACUUUGCCAGGGUCUAUACUGGCAUCAUUUGGUUGGGAGUCUUCUUUUAUUGGUAUCAUGUUCACAAAUGUCUUAAAAGAGUUUAAACCAAUUGUCCAAGUAGACCUGUUCUUAACCCUUCAAGUCCCAGAUCAAAUUUGUAAUUCUCCUUAUUGUCAACCAUACAAUUCUUAUAAUGUUAGUUCAGAGAAUUUAAUAUUGGAUCAACAAAUUAUCCCCAAAUUGAUAUUUUUCUUUAUUCUCAUCACUUAUCUGGUAUAUAUUGUAUUGAUAUUGUAAGGAGAAAUUCUGUCUUGGUCACUCAUGGGAGAGAAAGGGUUAAUUUGCACUCUGCUUAAUCAUAGAUUUUAGUGCUUUUUUUUGGUAGGUAGUCCUUUGCAGUUUGUACCUCAGAUUGAAAUAAAAAGCAUGUACACAUUGUACUUCAGAUUACAGAAUGUACAAGAUCUACUCUGUAGAAAUUGAAUUUAUAGUUUACAUCAUAUCUUUCACAUGUGCCAGGUGAAAUUCUUUUAACAAGUGGUAUUGGUGACAUUGAAACAAGAAUACUAACUGAAAUGCAAUCCAAAAGGAUAUCUAGCCAAGUCUAUAAGUGAAAAGCAAACUAAAUGCAAGCGUAGUCAAGAAAAAAACCUAUUGGGAAGAGCUAGUAAUUGGAUAAUAUCAAACAGCUUUAUUCCAUGUAAACUUUAUAUGCUUGAAUUAAUUAAUUCUUUUCAGCAUCUUGAAUGAAUCCAUACCUAAAGAUGAAGCUGAUCAGCUCCUUCAAGACCUGUUUCAUGAGAUGAGUAAGUAACAUUUGAUAAUAGAACAAGUGCUAGAGUGUUGUUCAUACUUCCAAUCCCUGGGGUGAUCAAAAGAGAAAUUUAUCUUUUCAAAAUCCAUUCUUAUUGUCAAGCUGGCCAAGAGAAAAAAAAGACAAAAAAAUCAACCUAAGAUUGUUUUUUGAUGGAACAACAAAUUCUCAGAACUUACAGUAGAUGUGUCCAGCUGACAGUGUUAGGAAUCAAUAUACACUAUAGGAUUUUGGAGCUUAACCCUUUAACUUCCGGAUGAAAGUUGUAAUUCUCUUUACUAUCAACCAUACAAUUUUAAUGUUAGUUCAGAGACUUAAGUAGUGGAUCAAAUAAUUAUCCCCAAAUUGAUAUUUUUCUUUAUUCUUGUUACUUAUCUGGUGAUAUUGUACUGAUAUUAUAAGGAGAAAUUCUGUCUUCAUCACUCAUGGGAGUUAAAGGGUUAAACCAUACAUGCAUUACGUUAUCUCUGUACUGUAACUAUUGUUAUUGCUAAAUAUAAAGGGUGUCUUCUAAUACAUGUAUGUUCAUGGUGAGAUAUGAUGCAUUCAUUUUUUAAUGUGCUUUUUCCUCUUUGUUUUGUGUGCCUUUUGUAGAUGAGGAGAGUUUUGAUGAAAUAAGAUUUGCAGCUUACAGGACAGCAGCAAAACUGCUCUUCAUUCAAAACAAAACCAACUGUGAGUACAUGGUAUAUGAUAUAUGAUACUUUUACCAGGUGAUUUUUACUCAUCUUAAAAGCAGAAAGUCCACUACACAUCACCCUUUAGACUUGAUAUUCAGAUGCUGUUCUGAGAGUAUACCUACAAUUCUUCCCCAAAGGCUUGCUUAGCUUGAUGUCCAGACUAAUUUAUAACAUUGCUGCAACUAAUUACUCUAUUUUCCUUACAAACAGUGCACUUGGUUGAUGUGUUUAACAUGAUUGAAGCAUUUCGAGAAAAUGGCCUGAAUACUCUCGACCACAACACAGAGCUCCAUGAAACAAGGCUGGAAGCAAUUGUAUCAAGUAUUUUUUAUGCUCUGAACAAACGGCUUCCCACAACUAACUACAUUGAUGUAGAACGAUCCAUAAGUCUGGUCACCAACUGGCUUCUCUAUGCGUAUGACAGGUAAGGUUAAGGGUGAAAUUUUUUUGAAGAACAUCAUGCAAUUUGAACCCAUUUACUGUUUUUCAAACAAAGCUUUGGGAAAACAUUUUGAAUACAGUGUGCUUGCUUCUGAAAAUUGGGAGGAAUUGACUAAAAUUUGGUUAUAUUGGUUGAUGCAAUUGAAGUUUCUGAACAAAUAAAAUUUUUGAAAAAAUGAAAUUCUUUUCACCAAGUUGAGAGGGAGACUACAUGACGGACAAGUCUCAUCCUCUCUGCCAAAAAUUGACUUUCUUAGUAGUUAGUUUUCUGUUAAUUCUAGUGCCCCUGUGGCUAUUUCUGCUCUUUUCUCCUCUACUCUGUAGGUUUCUUUUACUACAACAUUUAAAUUAUUGUGAUACCUGUAACUUGCUUUAGAUAAAAUUAAUACAAAUUCUAGUUUUUUUUUAAGCACUGUGGGUGACUUGUUUGCUGACUAGACUUGCUAGUUAUUUCUGCAGUAAUUAAUAAUUUGAUGCAUGUAUGAUGGUUUUUUUCCCCUAUGAUUGGCAGGAACUUGAUAAGUAUGUUGCUCUUUUUUUGUUUUCAGUGAUGCCAUAGGUAGAAUCAGAGUGCUGUCAGUGAAAACUGCUCUUUCUACACUCUGUGCUGGACGUCUCAUAGAUAAAUUGAGAUGUAAGAACUUUUUAUUCUUGACCUAUUAAUCAAAUGUGGUAAAAAUGUAUUUGAUGACCAUAUUUAUUUUAUUAUUUAAUCUUUUUCUCAUUGUUAAUUUGGUCUUAAAAGAGCUCUUGACAAAUGUGUCCAUGCAUUUAGCUUAAUGUUAAUUAUUGAUGAGUAACCUAUCCUUUUAAUUAUUCACUUUCAGAUCAUUUUUCACAAAUUGAGGAUGACAGAGGUUAUUUGAACUUCCCCAAGUUUGAAGCUUACUUAAGGGAAUUAUUGCAGGUCUGUGGAGAUGUUCAUAAAGAUAAAAUAUUAUGAACUAGAUUCUAAACUUUUGUAGUAUAGCCUUUAAGCAGGCUGUCAUUACUAAUAAAAAAAAAUAGUAAUAAAUUUAAUACUUACAUGACACACAUACAGUCUUAACAUAUGCUCAUACACGCAAAGAGAGAAACAAAUAUUUUGUAUAGAAAUAAAGUGCCUGUAAAUCCCCACUGGCAGGAGGCAGACCAGUUGGCUAUUUACACAGUGCAGGCGAGGCUUUAAUUUAGGGCAACCAAGAACAAAUCUAGUGAGUAGCCAGGUGGAGGGUUUGAACCCAGGGCCACUAGAUUACAAGUCGAGCACCCUAACCACUUGGCCAGGCCACCUCCUGCUACUGCAGGACCAGAAACAAAGCCUGCAAGGUUGGAGCCAACCAGCAAGACAAGCAUCAGAGAGGUUUCUGAGGGAUCUGGCACUAAAACUUUUCUUGCCAAAAACCUGCAGAUCUUUUGCAUGCUUGCAUCACUGCUGGCUCAGAAUCAGUGGCUUCUGCCACUCCUGUAUCAUGGCUGAUAAGAACCUGCUCAAAGACAACAGUCAUACAUGUAGUCACACAAUGCAUCAGAAAUGCAGGUUGAAUUGUAAAAGCAUGAGCCACUCAGAUCUUGUUCAGGUUGACCCCUCUGAAAGAAAUUAUAAAAUGACGUAUUAAUUUAAUUUUUUACAGUAUCAUGAAAGUUUGAUGUUUGUUCUCACUUCUCUUAGCUCCCUGCAGCUGUUGGAGAGGCACCCACAUUUGGUUUCUCUGAAGAGAUUGUGAUCAGGUUCUUCAGUCCUGAUGGGGUAGGAAUAUUGAUUGUCCCUUUUCUCUGUCUGCAUAGCUUUUAUCAUAGCUUUUGUCAUCAGUGAAUAUGCUGUUCUUGAAAACUGGUUCAUUCAUCUCACCAUUUAUUCAAAAACUGAUAAGUUCUACUUGCUUAUUUUAAUGGUGUUGUGUUGCAGUAUGAUAACCUGUCACGACUAUGUCUUGCUCUGACUCGUAUGCAAAUUUUUAAGAGAAAUGGGAUUUGCUUUUUGUUUCGAUAUUUGUCAAAUCAUUGAUUGAUGUAAACCAAAUUGCUCGAAAAAUGGGAAUGGAAAAAUUUACAGCAGGAUACAUGUGGUUCAAGAUUGUUUAAGACUUGCUACUCAUCUAAUUUUUCCUUACAAUAUCACCCCUGGAUCACUCAUUAAAGUCAUGAGGAUAAAGGAAAUGAUCACUAACUAAAGAUGUUUUUGAUUGUUAAACAAAUUCUCCUUGUCAACAUCUUAGGAAAUUUAUAGUGAACAGUAUAGAGAAUUGCAUUCUUGUGUUAGGGUGUAAAGGGUUAAGAGGGUUGACAUGAAUUAAAAGAAAAACUGUUAGCUCAAUUGGUUAGAGCGCUGGACUGUUGUGCAGGAGGUUGAGGGUUUGAGUCCUGGCUGGACCAACACUCAAAGUCUUAAAAUAACUGAGGAGAAUGUGCUACCUUUCUAUAAUGUCAAGAAAUGGAUAGACAUUCUAGUCUUCUCGGAUAAGGAUGAAUAAACCGUAGAUGUUAAAGAACCCACUCAUGAGAUUACUGUGAUGUGGUCUGACCUGUUUACUGGGAAUUGGGGAAGGGAGGGUCUGGCCUUGUUAUUGUUAAUGUGGGAUCCACUGUAAUUGGCUAAAGCUGCAGUGGUCUCCCUGCCUGAGAUAAUUAGGCGAAGCUAAAUAAAUAAAUAAACAGUCACAGCUAGGAUAUUCACAACAUAGCAUAAAUUUCACAAAAUUAUGUAACUUAUUCGUUCAAACUUUUCCCUGAAGUGGUAACUAAAAUAUUUAUAUUACAAUUGAAAAUGUUCACCAUAAUCUAAAAAGAUUUAACCUAUUUGUUAUUACACAGUGCUUGGUGUGUUUAACUGUUUAUGUAUACAUGUACUGUUGACAUUCCUCAAUAUAUAAAGUGCAAGUACUGCGUACAGUUAAAUACAGUGUUAUCCCUCACUGAUUUGGUGUUUUUUCUUAUUUUAGACCUUGAAAAGAAAUGAAACAGUUCUUCUUAAUUUUCUUGAGUGUGUCAUGGGCACUGAUGCUCCUCUUUGCUAUGUUUGGCUUGGAACCAUGCAGAAAAUGGCCAAUGCUGCAAAAUGUAAGUUUUUAUGCAUGAACAUACCUUGUUGUUGUGUUUUUGGUUUUCUUUCUUCUCAUUGCUGUUUGGGACUAUGAAGGGUUCUUAGCACACAAGACGUGAACAGUUUGAGUAGUGGAAACAAGAUAAUUUGGUUUUUAUCAACUUGGUUGACAAUGUAAAUUGCCUGUUGUAAAGAGUUCAAAGCUGACAUUUGAGUGUUAGCCCUUUGUCUGAGCAAAUGGGGAAAGUCUGUUCAGAGGAAAGGGCAUGGGCAGGGUGAGCAAAGAGGUAAAAGGGAGAAUGAGAGGAGAAUGGUAAGGAAGAAUUAGAGAUAAAGUUUUUAGGCAAAGAGUAUUGAUCCAUAAUUUCAGUUUAUUUUUAGUGUUUUUUCAGUAUUUUUUUGCAGAGAUUGAAUUUUCAUUGUCUUCUUAUCUUCAGGUGAACAUCAAAUUCCUUGUCAAGUUUGCAAGACAAAGCCUGUUGUGGGCUUCAGGUAAAGUGAUGUGUUUUAGUGAAUAUACUGUACUGUCUGCCAAAAUUAGGAGGUGAAAGGUGGAAGUUGCCUUUGUGUGAGUGUGAGUGUGUGAGAGCAAUAGAAAACUGGACCUUUCGCUUUUUUCUUUUACUGGAGGAGGCACAGUUACCUUCUUGGCAUCUGUCUUUGUGUGAGUUAGUCAGACUACUGGAAAACUGGAUCUCUUACUGUUUUUAUUUUAUUUGAGGGGGCACAGUUGUCUUCUUGGUCUGUCUUGGUGAGCUUUUAUAUUGAAGGUCUGGGUUCAAAAACUGGCUUGGCGUGACUGAGUUGUACUCAUUGAGAAAACCCUUCAUUAUCAUUGUGUGUGUUUAGCAAAUGGGUUACAUCCACCCAUUUUGUUUGUGCUACAUUCCCACCCACCAGUUUGCAUACAGUAGCAUUUCUCAAAUACAUGUACUGUAUAUCAUUCUUAAAGGAUCCUAAAGUUAAAUGAUUAUGGCUACAUAAAUUGCACAUCAUGUUUCAAUUGCUUAAGCAGACUUUGACCCACACAAACACACAGUGUCAUCAUCAAGUGAAUCUUGUAGUCAUGUUAAUAAGUGUUUCUAGCUUCCCAAAAACUUAAAGGUUUCCACAACUUCGGACAACAUACUGGUGUCUUUAUGAUGUGGCCACGUUCAGUAUGAAACUUGUCUCUUGAUUCUUUAAUCUUCUCUCCAAUAAUUGAACCAACUAGAUGUUAAUUUAAAGUCGUGUUUCCUCUUUUUUUUUUUUUAGGUACAAAUGUCUUCACUGUUACAAUUACACUCUCUGUCAGGUACACUCUUUGUUCCUUUAUUUAUUCUCUCACAAAUGUAAUUGUAGAUUGCUGCCUGUAAGGCGCCUGUAAUUUUCAAGUUCUUUUAUGCACAGGGUUUGCACAGGUCCUAGAAAAACUUGGAAAGUCCUGGAAUUUUAUUUUGACAUUUUCCAGGACUGGGAAAAGACUGCAAGUCCUGGAAAAUCCUGAAAAUCCUGAAAAUCUGCUUUACUCGAGCAACAAAGUUUUCAUAAUUUGCGCUUUAAUAAUUGUAAGUAGACCGGUAGGAGAACUGAUUUUGAAAUCUUGGGAUCGAGAGGGUUUAAGGUGAAGUCCUUGAAAAUCAAUCUGAGUUCUGGAAAAUCCCUGAAUUUGUUUCUGAAAAGGGUGUGAACCCUGUAUGCCUCAAUAUAGCGUUAGGUCAUGGAAAACGACUCUAUUUAGUAACAAGAAGAUUAACCGACAUGUUGUUUGACUUAACAGGAAUGCUUCUGGAGAGGAAAGUCUUCACAGGGCCAUAAACAAGAUCAUGAUGUGCGAGAGUACUCCACUUGGGUAAAUAAAAAUUUGAAUUGUACAAUUGUUUUUACAAUUUCAAUUCAUGGCCAUAUUCUAGUGCUCGCUUGUUGAAUAGCAUCUUCAUAUUAACCCUUAACACUGUGAAGAGUAAGCAACAUCUAAUUUCUCCUUACAGUGAUACUGCUAUUCACUAAGAUCAUGAGAAUAAAGGAAAUGAUCGCCAGUUAAGAAGUUUUGAUUGUGGAACAAAUUCUCCACGUCGGCUCUUAGAGAAAUUUUUAUUGCCUUCGUUGAGUAAACUCCAUGUCUUCAUGAUGGGCCGUAGGGUUGUAAAGGGUUAAAAUUGAUUCUGCAAACGAUUCAGCAAAGUUCAUGCUCGUGCAGAACAUUGUGGGUGCAAAUAAAUCUUUCUGUUUUGUUACACUUCCUUCUGUCGCAGUACACGCAUUGAAAGAUUUUCACGUGAUUGAUGGCACGUGACUUGCACGUGUACGCAUGCAUUUUUAUUAACCUUGAUGAUUUGUAAUUUCCGUGAUUUGUGGGUCAUCCGCGGGUAAUUCCCACCUGACGCUCUUUACGCAUUUGCUAUGGUGUUGACACGGAGGGUUUUUUGGGACAAUCAAGAGCUGUUUUAAUUGGUGAUCAUUUCCUUUAUUCUCCUGACCUUGAUGUUUUAUUCAGCAGUGAUGUUGUUAGGAGAAAUAGGAUGCUAAUCACCCACAGGGGCUAAAGGGUUUAUCAAAGUGAUUGUAAAAGAAGGUUGGGAUUCUGGAUCAAUAUCAGUAUCUGGGCAACUGCCCACCUACCCUCCCCUAACUCAAAAAUAAUCAAUUGAUAGCAAGUUAGGGUUAGUGUUGGGUUAGGGGAGGGGUAGGUGGGCAGUUGCCCAGAUACUGAUAUUGAUCCGGGAUUCUUACCAAUCGCCUUCGAGUGAAAAUUUCCUCUGCUAAAACUAAAACAACCCCGUUCCCUUUCACAAGAAAAAGAGAAAAAUUUUAAGGAGGACUCCUUAGGCAUUGUUAGGCGUUGACUUUCCUUUUCUAAAAAUGCUUCUGAUUUACACUGCAACGAGUAUACUUUGUCUAAAUUCUUGUUUCAGAACGCGGGUGAGAGAGGCAAUUCUCUCCGAAGUAAAUUUCUCUGCGGUGGAGGACGAAAGAAACGACCUUCCCUGCCAGAGUACCCCAGGGAACCAGAGCCUAAUAAGACACUAGAUGUCACGAACAUCAUGUAAGUAUGGUAACAUUUAGCCGAAUGUGUCAGACGCUGUUUCUCAAUGGAUCGUGUGUUUUGCUCGAGACGCGAGGUCGAAAGAUUCAGAUUAAAGUACUGGCAAGAGGUAUUUAGUAGUUUCGAAGGAGCUACAUAAAUUUAGUCUUCAAAAUCUGUGUCGAUGAAGCAAUUUUCAGUUUCAAGUUAAUUUCGAAGCGAUCCGGGAUUGGUUUGGUUUUGCUUUUCUUCGCUUUGUGAUUGAUCUAGAAAACUCGCGCUACUUUUUCAACCAAUCAGAUUCAAAACUGAAAUCUAUGACGUUUUGGUCACCCGAGUUUCACGUGCUUAUGGCAAUGUGGGUGUUUUAACUGGGCUCAUUGAUUCUGCGUGAUAUUUCCUUGCUUCUGAUUGGCUGUUGGAAUUACUUUGGUGAAUCGAAAUGCGUUUUGUUCUCCUUACUAGGUACUCCUAGUCUACUUUUUGUUUUAUCUUACCUCUUGGGUGUUGUCUCAUUGAAAACGUUUACGGCUACCUUGUAAAUAAAUGGCGAAGUAAUAUCGCGAUGUAAGCCGAUGAAAUGGUACCAGUGUGGGGAACCUGACAAAAUACUGUUUGCGAACUUAGCUAAACAUUCGUCUACCUGAAGGGGAAUUUCUUGAGGCAAGAUUCUCUGUUGGUAGGAGCUAUGAGAAGGAGGAAAUUUUGGGAAAAAACCUAGAGUAAUUUUAUCGUCACCCGGGACUUCCGCGUCACCGUGAGGACAACUCUACUAACUACAUGUACGUAAUAGAGUGACACAUCGCGGGCCAAUUUGAGCUACGUUUCAGUAAAAGUAGUGAAUUGAUGAGGUGAAGAGCUGUACACGAGGAUAGAUAACGGAUGUAAGGAAGCGAAGUUUUCGUCCUUUUCUACUGAUAACGGCAUCCUUUUCCGUGUUGAGUAAUCGCUUAUUUACAUUGUGUCGAGACUUGACAACAAACGCUAAAGGUAAACUGGACAUUUGAUAAGUUUUGAUCAUUUUUCCAGUUGGCAUUUGAAGAUAAAGGAACGCCCGGUUUACCUACUUUCUCGACCACAGGCUGAUAUUAACAUUUGUUUUUUUUACUGUCGUAAACAAUGUACACGUCAGAGGAACUCGAUUGGACGAAGUUAUUUGAUUGCAAAAAGCUGUAUCGAUGGGCGGUCGGAGGGCAGAUGAGACUAGGUUGGUUAUCAACACGACGCUGAUUAAGGGAGACAAUCUUCAAAAGCUGAUGUUGCAAGCUUUAGCCUCCUUAUUAUCUUGAUAAAUCAGUCUGAGAGCUCUACUCAUCCUGUAUCGGGUGAUUCGAGAGUCAAAAGCAAGGCGAUAAAUAGAAUUUCGUUUUGACGGAAAGUUUCUUUGAGAUUGAGUCGUAGAACCAUGAAGCUCAUCUCUUGUUGUCAACAUGCACGGUCUUAUUAAAGGUUCUUAACUACCAAGAUUUCUCAUGGAAUUCAAAGAAUUAUUUUUGACCACAAGCUAUGGAACAUUUCGAGAAAACGAGCGAAUUUGUUUUAAAGAUGACAAAGAAAGAUGUUUGUAAACUCUGAAAGUUUGAACCUUUUAGAAUGAAUGUUUCGAGUUCCAAAUUAUGGCAAUUCUUCAGUUUCAAAUGCAAUGUUUUUUGGAGAACUCGUCCAACAAUCAACCUGUAUCUGCUGAUAUUGUUCACAAACUUAUUGUUCAAUCUCCAACUAAGUCUUGUCAACUGGAUCCCAUUCCAACACGAAUUUUAAAGUCAAUUCCACACUUGACGCCAAUUAUAACCAAGAUUAUCAACGCCUCCAUGGCUAACGGAGAAUUUCCUGAUCAGUUAAAACAAUCCCUGGUAUGUCCAUCUUUAAAGAAGCCUUCAUUGGACCCGAACUGUCUCUCAAAUUACAGACCGAUUGCAAAUCUAUCUUUUCUCUCAAAACAAUCGAAAGGGUGGUCGCAAAUCAAAUAUACAGAUUUAUGGCCGAGAACCAGUUAUUUCCAGCGAUGCAGUCAGCAUACCGCAAAUACUACUCCACUGAAACUGCUUUAAUAAAAGUCUCAAAUGACAUCCUAAGAGCUGUAGAUCAAAAAAGAAGAAGUAGUACUUGUUUUGCUAGACCUUUCCGCUGCGUUCGACACGAUCGACCAUAACAUAUUACUUGAAAGAAUGGAGAAACGUUUCGGAUUUAGAGGUAUCGCACUAAAAUGGUUCAAAUCAUACCUAGAACAUCGUGUUCAGUCAGUGAAGAUCAAUCACUCUAUCUCUAAGCCUCGACAUAUCUCCUACGGCGUACCCCAGGGAUCAGUACUUGGUCCACUACUCUUUCUAAUGUAUACCUCGCCUACAGAAGACAUUGUUGCUGAACAUGGCCUAAACUGUAUGAUAUAUGCCGAUGAUUCGCAACUUUACAUAAAGAUAAACUCCUCUGACAGAAUGCUAGGCAUGGAAAGAUUGAAAUCAUGUGUUAAUGCAAUCAUGGAGUGGGCCAAGAAAAACAGAUUGCAGUGCAACCCUUCAAAAACAGAAAUCAUUCAUUUCCUCUCACGCUUCUCAAAAAAUCCUCCUUUCUGUAAUAUCAAUAUUGGAGAUGAUAUCAUUAAUUUAUCUAAUACUGUCCGAGACCUAGGCGUCAUGCUUGAUUCUGUGAUGAACUUACGCUCGCAUAUAAAUUCCAUCUGUAAAUCGUCGUCUCUAGCAAUCAGAAAUAUUGGUCGCGUUCGUAAAUACCUCUCGACGCAGCAAAAUGAAAGAUUGAUACACGCCUUUAUCUCAUCGAGACUUGAUUAUUGUAAUAGCCUAUUGUACGGUCUACCGAUUUGUGACAUCGAAAAAUUCCAACGGAUCCAAAACACAGCUGCCCGCUUGUUAGUCGGUGCCAAAUCAAGAGACAGUAUAACACCUAUACUUAGGAAACUUCAUUGGCUCCCGGUCACAAAACGAAUUCAAUUCAAGAUACUGUUGAUAACAUACAAAGCACUAAAUGACAUGGCUCCAACCUAUCUUGUUGAACUUCUUAGUCGAUAUAUUCCAGCACGAAACCUCCGUUCAUCAAAUAUGAAUCUACUUGAGGUCCCAACAAUUCGAACUAAAACGUAUGGGCAAAGAGCAUUCUCCUACGCAGCACCGUAUUUGUGGAACCAACUACCUGAAUGCAUAAAAAACGCCGAAUCUGUUGACUCCUUUAAACGCUUAUUGAAAACUCAUCUUUUCAAAAAUUAAGCCACCAGAUUAUUUGAUAUCGUACGUUGUCAAACAUAUGCAUAACACGUAAUAAUUCAUUAGUUUAGAUAGAGUAGCGAAUUGCAUGUAUAGGAUUUUUAUCGAAAUUUUGUUAAUUUGUAAUUGUAAAGCGCAUAGAGUUCAAUUUUAAUGCGCUAUAUAAGAACUUAUUAUUAAAAUUAUUAAUCAAAAGCUUCUUUAGUUGUUGAUCAGUGCCUUUAUUCUCCUGGCCUUAAAGUGUGAUUUCGAUGUAAUGUUGUAACGAGAAAUUAGAUGUUAGUCACUCUUAAGGGUCAGAGGAUUUAGAGGAAGCCGAAUUUCAAUUUCUUGAUAAACACGACGAACACUGAAAUUUCCUUUAUUUUCUUUUCAAUGUACACUUUUAUCGUAGUAUUUGGUGUAGGUUUUUUUUAUAUCGACAAACUUUGGUCUUCUAAUCUUGGAACAACACUUUGUUUCUUUAAUCUUGGAAUUUAAGUUUUUGAUUUUACUUUCAUAACCGACGUGGAGAGAAAUUACAGAAGGAUUGGUUGCCUGCAGAUCGUUUCACAACGCCAAAGUGUUAUUCGUGAGAUAAUCUUUACUUACUUUUAAAGAAGCAGCUAAUUUGAUAAUGGAUUAGCUGAGUUCAAUAAAUGAUAACAAAAGUGGAAAAAAAUGGAUACACUUGCUACAUUUCACGGUAGAUUUUGCAAGGAUGAUUAAUGGAAUGACGCAAUUGGCUAAACGAAACCCCGCGGUUUCUGAAAGACACAGCAAUAUUUUUUUUGUUUUAUCUAUUUUCAUAUGAUUUGUGUUUAUUGCCUUCGUCGAGUAAACUCCAUGUCUUCAUGAUUGGCCGAAAUGUACUAAAUAUUUAACAUCACUGAUUGCGAUCUGAAGUAACAAUUAAUAAUUUAUUUAUGAGCUUGAAAGGAAGUUUUUAUGUUGACCGUAACAUUGCGUAGCGCGAGAAAACUUCGAUUGCAAAAGUUUGUUUUCGACACAAGUUUAGUCUAGAAUGAUCUACAAAUUGCAAAGAUGGAAUUCUGGUUUGGUUUCUGCGCUAAGCGACCCGUUCUACGUACCGAGAGGAAAGUUGAACUAGGAUGAAUUCCCCUAGCAGUAGUUCAAACGGUAGCAGUUCUAGUGGUAGUCGCUCGAGUGAGAGGGGCUCAAACACUAGUAACAGUGGUAGCAGUGGCAGUAGCGAUGAUUCUUACUCGGAAAAGCGGCUUUUUAUAACGUUAAAACCAAACGCUCGUCAGACAUGCUAUAUCUUUACGCGUCCAUUAAGAGUUCGCGUCAAAGGCGGUGGAAUUACGUAAGUGAACAAUAAGCUGAAGAGAAAAGUUAUAUGAAACCUUUCUUUUCAAAACAACAAAUGUCUUUGUUGCUCUUAAGAAUUGAAGUACAUAAAUGCCGUCUAUUGUCUACUCUUGGAAGGGCGUACUAUUUGCAGUCGUGCCUCUUUGGCAACGAAAAGUGUUUUUAUGUGAAAGGUUGAUUCUUUCGUGUCAUCUGUGAAUGUUUUCGCUUCUCCCGUGAAUAAAUUUAGAUUAAAGUGGGUUUGUAAUUGCUUAUCGCAAUUACGUUGUACGGUGUUACUUAGAUAACGGUACCGAGGAGUUGAAUUAACGAAUUAUCUUCCCAUUAGAAAGAGGCGGUUUUCAUAUUUGGAGACUCUAACAAUAUAACGUAGUUGAAAAUCGUUAACUGUUUGCUUAGGUUCAGAAUUUAAAUUUAGUCGAUUCUACCUCGUUUUAAAAUUCCGUGCGUUGUUUUUUUUUUAGAGAUAGCUCUAUGCCUCGCUCACAUUCUCAAACAUCACAAGAAACGCUUAACAAGUUUCUCAAAGUUACUGAAUAUUAUUAUGUUCGUCGACAACCAUUUUACUGGGUUAAAAGUUGUGUUCAGAGACUGGAAAUCUGAUGUAUUUUUUAUGUACUUUUCCUCUGCGUAUUUAUUUCAUUUUAAUUUUUGAAAGGAAAGAACAAACAUGUGGUAUCAUUUAUAGGAAUUUAAAACGCCAAGAUUCCAUUUAACUUAGGCUCCUUCUGUUUUACUUUUGUGUUGGCAGACCUCCGUUGCCUUCAGAUCUUACACUAAGUUCGUAG
Pocillopora meandrina is the source of this 14272-nucleotide messenger RNA. NCBI's taxonomy places the organism in Eukaryota, Metazoa, Cnidaria, Anthozoa, Scleractinia, Pocilloporidae. The record is from the annotation of a GenBank genome assembly.